AUGGGUGCAGGGGGUUGGUUGCCUUGUCAAGCAGAAAAACUUAUAACCACACCUGGGUUGAAUCUGACUCCGCAUGGAACGCCGGAGGUAAAUCUGCAAGCUGACUGCGACGGCUUCUUCUGUGAUCCUGCAAUGGCUUCCUCUUUGGGAGUCCCUCGAUCUUGCCAGGUUCGCCUACUGCAGGACAACAAGGACGGCACCUGGCAGGUUCGCGUGAUAAAGACCGGCCACGAGACAGCGGUGCAGUCAAGCUACUUACUCCGACAGGAUACCCGCGAGCACGCCACCCCUGGAUCGGUGUAUGCUUUUCGGCGCAAGGAUUGGGGCUUCGAGGUUUUUGAGUUCGAAGUCUUUGGGGGAAGUAUGAAGAAAUCCUCUUCAGCUUCUUGGAUGCCGCUGUGGACCGCGCAGGGUCCACUCGACCUGAACGCGAUCGACGGCUUAGAUGAGGUGGAAGAUGACACCCAUCAGGCUGUAUUCGUUCAGGAGGAGCCCGAGCUGGAAGGUGAUGAUGAGGAUGAGGAAGCUUUUCAGAUUCCAGGCAAACGUCCUCAGGGCAGUGUGGAGGAUGCGAGAAGCAAAUUGAGGGAGAGACUCGAUGAGCGCGAAGGCAAAAUCGAGUCAAAGAUUCGAAAGCUGCGGGAAGAGAUCCGCAAACUUGAGUUGGAGAGAGCUUCCCAGUCACAGGAACACUUGACACAGUUGAAAGCACUGCAUGGAACAGUGCGAAGACUAGAAGGAGAGAAAGCUGAGGUUCGCUCAAAGAACAUCUCCCUUGCAAGCAAGUCGCGGAUUUGCUAG
Molecule: messenger RNA, 801 nt
Organism: Durusdinium trenchii
Lineage: Eukaryota; Dinophyceae; Suessiales; Symbiodiniaceae
Source: the annotation of a GenBank genome assembly